CUCUGUCUGCCUCUAUAUAUAAUACAUACACGCAUAAAGACAUGUUAUACUACCUCUUUGUGUGCUAAAUCUCUUAUCACCGAAGUCCAUAACCAUCUCCAUACAGCAAUCCUUUAGGAUAUAGCUCCAAACUGUCAUCAUCUUCUAAUUAUGACAGAACCCUACUCAAACUUCUUCAAUGGAUGGUUCAACUUCAUCCCUCUUCACCCACACCACUACUCUUCCAAUUAUCAAAACCAGUUCUCAAGCAGCAGUACCCCAUCAUCACCUCCACUGAGAGAAGCUCUUCCUCUUCUCAACAACCUAAUUACCACCACCACCACCACCGCCGCCACCAUAUCAGCAGACCAUGAGCCUUCAUCAUGUUGUAGUACUACUGCCAGAGAUAUGGGGAGCAUUUUUCCUAGAACAAAUGCUGAAAAGGAAGGUGUAACUGUAGCCCUACAUAUAGGGCUCCCUAGCCCUGAUUCAGAGGCAACAGGAAAAAAGGAAAGUUGUAGGGCAGUUAACUCAGGAUACCCUUUGAAAAGCCUGAACAAGGGUGGUCAGUACUGGAUUCCAACUCCCUCUCAGAUUCUCAGUGGUCCUACACAGUUCUCAUGCCCUCUUUGCUACAAGAACUUUAACAGAUACAACAACUUGCAGAUGCACAUGUGGGGACAUGGAUCUGAAUACAGGAAAGGGCCAGAAUCUCUAAGGGGUAUUCAGCCAACCGCAAUGCUAAGGCUCCCUUGCUACUGCUGUGCAGCAGGGUGCAAGCACCACAUUGAUCACCCAAGGUCAAGGCCACUCAAAGACUUCAGAACCCUCCAAACACAUUACAAGAGAAAGCAUGGGGUCAAGUCCUUCAAGUGCAGGAAAUGUGGGAAGCCAUCUGCAGUGAAAGGUGAUUGGAGGACCCAUGAGAAGAACUGUGGCAAGAUCUGGUACUGCACAUGUGGGUCUGAUUUCAAGCACAAGAGGUCCCUGAAAGACCACAUCAAGGCCUUUGGUCGUGGCCAUGGUCAUGGUGAUGUUGGUGUUAAGUGCUCCGGGGGAGAAGAAGAAGAAGAACCAGCUUCUGAAAUUGAGCAAGAAUGGUGAAUGGUGAUUCAGCCGAGGAAAGGGAAUGAGAGUGAGAUAAAGAAAACUGCAAUUCGCAGCAUUGAGACUCGAACCCGAACACUGUAGCUAGUAAGUUAGUAACUAAAGCUAGUGACUAAAAUGUGUGUUAUCCUAACUGUAAGAAUAUUACUCAUUGUGGAACAAGUCUAGUAUGUAAAGUGUUCUGUACAAUGUUAAUUUAGGAGAGAGUUGUGGUAUGCAUUAUUGGAUUUCACCUAUUUACU
Rhododendron vialii is the source of this 1328-nucleotide messenger RNA. RefSeq names its product zinc finger protein WIP2-like. Bases 151 to 1083 code for a protein of 310 amino acids. The record is from RefSeq and is a predicted model, not a curated record. Gene Ontology annotation, biological process: anatomical structure development; regulation of gene expression. Gene Ontology annotation, cellular component: nucleus. NCBI's taxonomy places the organism in Eukaryota, Viridiplantae, Streptophyta, Magnoliopsida, Ericales, Ericaceae. Gene Ontology annotation, molecular function: DNA-binding transcription factor activity. The transcript is spliced from 2 exons.